This is a messenger RNA of Cornus florida, 2773 nucleotides long. RefSeq names its product pentatricopeptide repeat-containing protein At4g14170. The transcript has a single exon. Gene Ontology annotation, molecular function: RNA binding; protein binding. Bases 950 to 2404 code for a protein of 484 amino acids. The record is from RefSeq and is a predicted model, not a curated record. NCBI's taxonomy places the organism in Eukaryota, Viridiplantae, Streptophyta, Magnoliopsida, Cornales, Cornaceae. Gene Ontology annotation, biological process: RNA modification.
AGUCCUACCCACAUCAUAGUCAUUAAUCAAAGCAUAAUUUGUUCACAGAGGAGAAGAGAGGAAAGCGUAAAGGGAGGAAGAUUUGACCAUGGACGAUUCUUCGAAAUUUGACCAAAUCGAGCAGUUUGAACAUAUGAACAUAUGCUACUAAUGCAAAUUUGGGCAAUUCGAUAUCCGGAAGAGAAGUUUGCAGAACUUCCAACUGUCUUACAACAAAUUGACGGGUCUGGCAACAUUCGGGUCAUGGAGAUGUUUUAGAGAGAUAAUGUACUCCUUUGAGAUCCUUGUGCCCAAGAUUCAAUGGAAUCGGAGAAAGCUCUUGCGGCGAAGAAAUUUUCUGAUGAUCGUUUGAACGGGAAGUUAAAGGUGCGAACGGAGCUGGAGACCGAACCAGAUAGUAUUGGAUCGCAGGAAGAGAGCGAGUCUGGUCAUCAUCAAGUGGCUAUAUGGAUCUCUUGCUUUUCUCAAGGCCUAUCUUGCCUUCACCGCCUCCCAAUGGCAAGACGAUUCCCCAUGAAGCUUGAUAUCUGUGUCCGUAAAAGAAAUCAAAACGGUGUAGUUUUGAGCUUGUCCUUUUUGGUAAUUUUGUCUUUUAGGUUUAUUUUAUUAUUUUUGUUGUGCAGAGUGGAGGACAUUUUGAUCUUUUUGCCUAUCCAUAAUCACUUACUUGAUAAAUGGUGAAAUUUGAACAGGACGAAUGUUAAACUGUUUUGCACAUUUUUUACACUAAGAAGGGGUUUUUUUUUUUUUGGCACUUGACCCCUUGUAAAUAGUUCAUACAUAUUUAUAUAUCACUAGAAUCACCAGAAUUUUCAGAGGAAAUAAUAAUAAUAAUAAUAAAGAAAAAACAGCUAGCAGAAACCGAACAAGAGGAGUUGAGAAAGCUUAGAUAUAUCACCAGAAACUCCGCCAACUUUGAAGCAUCUAUGCAGGCGAUAAUAUUUGGGUGAUGCAAAGAACCAGAGCUCUCUGCAACAAACUCUUGUCAGCCAACAGUUCAACUAACGCUCCAAAACCAAAAGACCACCUGGUUUCUUACUACUUCUCUCUCCUACACUCUUCCCUAAACCCUUCACAUCUCCGUCACCUCCACGCUCGCCUUCUUCGUAUCUCUCUCUACGACAAUGUAAUUCUCAGUUCUAAGCUUGUUCUGAUGUAUUCCCAACACAGCAAACUCACUCCAGACUCUCUGUCUGUCUUCUCUCACAUGCCCCAAAAGAACAUUUACUCAUGGAACAUAAUCAUUGGAGAGUUCUCACGAUCUCAUUCCCCUGAAAAAGCAAUUGAUUUGUUCCGCCAAAUGCAAAAAAGCUCCCAUUGUCAUCCCGAUGCCUUCACGCUUCCUCUUGUUCUGAGGGCGUGUGCCGAUUCAGGGGCGAUAAAGUGUGGCGUUUCGGUUCAUGGGUCCUGUGUGAAGAUGGGUGUGGAAAGGAAUUUGUUUGUUGCUUCUGCUCUGGUCUUCGUGUAUGUAACUUUUGGGAAGGUUUUUGAUGCCCGAAUGGUGUUUGAUGGAAUGCCUCAGAGGGAUGCAGUGUUGUGGACUGCAAUGUUGGCUGGGUAUGCUCAGCAUGAGGAACCUAUGCUGGGAUUAUCUGUUUUUCGAGAGAUGGUUGUUACCGGGGUUGAGCUUGAUGGGGUGGUUAUGGUGAGCUUGCUUUUGUUAUGUGGGCAGUCAGGGUGGUUGAAGCAUGGAAAGAGUGUUCAUGGGUGGUGCUUCAGAAGGUGUUUAUGGUUAGGGUUGAGUUUGGGAAAUGCUCUCGUCGACAUGUAUGUAAAAUGUGCUGCUUUGGGUUAUGCACAUAAAGUCUUUGAUAGAAUGCCUGACAAAGAUGUCAUUUCGUGGAGUACUUUGAUCUCAGGAUACGGAUUGGGUGGCCGUGUCAACGUUGCUUUCGGGCUUUUUGAUGAGAUGCAUAAGCAGGGAGUAAAACCGAAUGAUGUAACGUUUCUGGGUGUCUUGUCUGCCUGUGUUCAUGGUGGAACGGUGGAAAAGGCGCGUUCUUGCUUCAAAAUGAUGAGGGAUUAUGGUGUGAUCGCGGAGUUGAAACAUUAUGCUUGUAUGGUCGAUUGUUUGGGGCGAGCAGGGCUUCUCGAAGAGGCAGAAAGGUUUAUUGAAGAAAUGCCUGUGGAACCUGAUGGGGCUGUACUGGGUGCUCUAUUAGGGGGAUGCCGGGUUCAUGGUAAUGUUGAGGUGGGAGAACGGAUUGCAAAGAGACUAAUUGUGUUGGAACCAGAGAGGGCGGGGUAUUAUGUACUUUUAGCCAACAUGUAUGCAGAUGCAGGUAGGUUUGAUGAUGCAGAGAGAGUGAGGGAUUUCAUGAAACAAAGGAAUGUGGCUAAAGUAACUGGAUGUAGUUUGAUAGAGUCCAAGAACUGUCCAUCAGCUUUGGCGUCAUCAGAAUAAGGUAAAUUUGGUUAUGAAAUUUGAUUGAAAUGGGGGAGGCAUAUUCACGGUUGCUCCAUCACUUUGUUGGGAAAUGAAAUUAAGGAGAAAAUUCAAUUCCAUUAGACGAGGUGUGUAAGAUUUUGAUUGAUUAUUGAAUUUUUGCAUAACGAAAGACGAAUGUGAGCUGUUACACAUUGUGCUGAGAUAUUGAAAAGCUGCAUACCAAAAUUUAUAAGACGAAUUGUUGGAGAACAAUUGAAAUUGAUCUAGAGGGUGUAAUUUUAGUUUACAAAAACGACCGAUUAGAAAAAAAGAAGGAUCAUUGUCGUUUUAAAUACUUCUUUGGUAUGUGAAUUAUCAAAGGGAUAAUUGUUUUUUUGUUGCGUA